AGGCGCCCCCCGCCAUGGGCUGCAGAGCCUGGGCAAGGUGCCCACCCGGCGCAUGCCCCCCCCCGCGCACCUGCCGAGCCUGAAGGCCGAGAACAAAGGGAACGACCCCAACGUGGCCCUGGUGCCCCGCGACGGCUCGGGAUGGGCCAGCCGCAGCGACCCCCCCGACCCCCGCAGUUCCGAGCCCUCCGCCCCUCCCCCGCCGCAGUCGCCGUCACCGCCGGAUUCGCAGCCGCCUGCGAGCGGCACCGGGGGGACGCGGACCCCGGGGACCCCCGAGAACCCCCCGCCCCCGCCAAGCGCGGCAAAGUCCUGGGCGCAGGCCAGCGGUACCCCCGCCGAUGGUGCCAGGGCCCCCCCCCUCCCGGGCCGGUUCUCGCGGGAGGAGUUCCCCAGUUUGGGGGCGGCCGCCGAGCGGGGGAGGGGCGGCCGCGAGCGGGGGGGCGCUGCCGACGCGUCGGGUGGGCGCGCACCGAGCCCCCGCCCCCACGGCGGCAGCUGGCGGGAGGGGCGGGGGGCUGAGGAGCCGCCGGCCGAGGGGGGGGGAGCCCCCCCCGGGCCCCCCCAGUUCCCCCCGUACCGGGGGGUGAUGCCGCCCUUCAUGUACCCCCCGUACCUGCCCUUCCCCCCGCCCUACGGGCCCUUCCGCGGCGCGCACGAGGAGGUCGAUUACAGCGAGAAGCUCAAGUUCAGCGACGAGGAGGACGGGCGGGACGAGGACGAGGAUGACGAGGG
Pseudopodoces humilis (Tibetan ground-tit) is the source of this 735-nucleotide messenger RNA. Lineage: Eukaryota; Metazoa; Chordata; Aves; Passeriformes; Paridae. The record is from RefSeq and is a predicted model, not a curated record.